This is a messenger RNA of Hipposideros armiger (great roundleaf bat), 6727 nucleotides long. RefSeq names its product centrosomal protein 41 (gene CEP41). NCBI's taxonomy places the organism in Eukaryota, Metazoa, Chordata, Mammalia, Chiroptera, Hipposideridae. Gene Ontology annotation, biological process: cilium assembly. The record is from RefSeq and is a predicted model, not a curated record. Gene Ontology annotation, cellular component: ciliary basal body. The transcript is spliced from 12 exons. The coding region runs from base 655 to 1671 and encodes 338 amino acids.
GUUAGAGGCGACCCGUGAGGCUAGAACCCCGAGCGAGGUCGGUUGGAGCAAAUAUGUCUGCCCGGAGGCACAUUGGGAACCCUGAGGUAUGAAAAUAUAAUAGUAGGAAUAGGAAUAGUAAGGAAUUCACUACGUGCUGUCAUUACCUAUGUUUUCAAGGGCAAGCGAUACAGGUUUUAAAGUUUGAUGUUUCCUUCUAAGAACCACCAGGUCGUUGCUGUAAUACAAUCCUCAUUCUAGAUAUUCAUUUAUUAUUGAUUGAAGAUCAAUAAAUGUACGUACUAUGUACUAGGUCCUGGGUGAAGACCAGUUUGAGUAAGGUAUUUCCCUGCCUUCAAGGAAACCCUAGACGAGAGAGGAAAGUCAGGGGGCGCCCCAUGGUACAGGGUGUCCAUAGGCUGGGAACCAGGGAGAAGAAAGUGCCUGAUUCCACCCGGGACAGCUUGGAGAGGAAGUGAAGUUUUCCCCAAGGACAAGUUGAGCAAAGGCAUUCUGGGUAGACCUCUGCUAAGACUGGCGACCUGCAUGAAUGUGGCGCUCUUGGGAACCUGUGAGUGAGUGGCAGAAGAUGAAGCUGGAAAGUAUCUGACCAAAAGGAUCCCACAAAACCCAAAGUAUCAGCAUGUCAAGUCAAGACUGGACACUGGUAACAGUAUGACUAAAUACAUUGAGAAGCUAGAAGAGAUCAAGAAAAAUUAUAGAUACAAAAAAGAUGAGCUUUUCAAGAGACUAAAAGUUACAACUUUUGCCCAGCUGGUCAUCCAAGUUGCUUCCCUGUCUGAUCAAACACUGGAAGUGACAGCUGAGGAGAUUCAGAGGCUAGAAGACAAUGAUUCUGCCACUUCGGACCCUGAUGCUGAAAUCACUGCCAGGACCAAUGGGAAGGGGAGCCCUGGGGAGCAGUCGCCGAGCCCUGUCCAGUUUAUAAACAGCAUGGGAGCAGGGGACUCCAGUCGCUCGACUCUCCAGAGCGUCAUCAGUGGUGUUGGGGAACUGGAUCUAGACAAAGGGCUAGUGAAGAAAGCAGAGCCCAACACCAAAGACAAACCUUAUCCCGACUGCCCCUUCCUGCUGCUAGAUGUGCGAGAUAGAGAUUCUUACCAGCAGUGCCACAUUGUUGGAGCUUACAGUUACCCAAUUGCAACUCUGUCUAGAACAAUGAACCCUUAUUCAAAUGAUAUUCUUGAAUAUAAAAAUGCCCAUGGCAAGAUCAUCAUUCUGUACGACGACGAUGAGAGGCUGGCCAGCCAGGCGGCCACCACCAUGUGUGAGCGGGGGUUUGAAAACCUCUUCAUGCUUUCUGGAGGUCUAAAAGUCUUAGCUCAGAAAUUCCCAGAAGGACUGAUUACGGGUUCCCUGCCAGCAUCUUGCCAGCAAGCCCUUCCUCCUGGUUCUGCCCAGAAACGAUCCAGCCCCAAAGGGCCACCCCCGCCGGCGGAGAAUAAAUGGAGAUUUACCCCAGAAGACCUAAAAAAGAUAGAAUAUUAUCUGGAAGAGGAUCAGGGGCCUGCAGACGAUCCCAGCCGGCUGAGCCAAGCGAAUGCCUCCGGAAGGGACUCCAAGGUUCCAGGCAGCCGCAGCGGUCAGAGCCUGCCCACCGGGGGCCCCACCGGCCACCCGACCCCCCGCUCACUCGUCAGUGGCCACCUGCACGGCAAACCCUGGAAGUAAAGACUUUGUCUGUCUUAGUCGAAUAAAUGUUUUCUCUCUUUUCGGAACCCCUGCGCAGUUCCCCAGUCGGUCACUUCCAGAAACUGCUGCAGAGGAAAGACCACGACAUGUGUGAUAGGCCCCCUUUCCUCUUCCUGUCCCCUGCUCCUCUCCCACACCCAGCUCGGGAAGGAGUUACAAAAACCAGAGGCAUGACAGGCUCCAGGGUCCUCCCUACGGUUUACAAAAUAUUUAAGUCUCUGAAACUGAGUAGGAAAAAAAAGAGUCUAAUUUUUUUUUAGGCAUUAAUGUUUUUAAAUCAGGUCCAGCUUGUUUUGGUCUUUAUCCUGCAUUGUUUUGUCAGUACUUCAGUUCCAUCUGGUGUGUUCUUCCCAACUAGUUCCUUUACACUUACUAGUCUUGGUUUCACGAAGGUUCUCCAGGUAUGCUUUGCAGCCUGAGAAGCUGGCCCUGGGGGUGCAGGUGAUACUUAGCUUUCAGCCUCCCCAGCUCCCCCCCCCUCCACCCCCCGCCCAGGUGUGGGCCCACCGGCCGAAGCACUCUUCCCAACACGCACUGCAGGCUCUGUCGUGAGUUUGGAGCUGGUACCUGUGAGCAUUGCUCAGUUUUAAGAUUCAGUAGAGCAGCCCUCACUUCCCAAACAUUCCUCCCCCAUAGCUGCUUUCCUGGAGCCGGCACAGGUGAUGAUGUGUGCUCAGCUCGCCUUCACACAGGGCACGGGGCCCCUCAAGGAAAGCCCCGUCCAUUGUACAGAGCCGUGUUGAGAGCCAUGGAAGCCCCCCGAGCUGUCGCUCAUUCACAGCUGGUGUGAAUUUCUAUUACCCAGCUCGGGUCUGUCCAUCUGAGAUGGGUAAAAAUGAUGGCCACUUGAAAACAUUAGCUUUGGCCGGGCCACGGUGGGCACACAGGUAAAGACAGCUCCAUGGUCCUUUGUCAGAGCUGACAGCCCCUUAAGCCCUUGCUUAAAAUACAGUAUUAGUCUAAUUGAGUAAUUAAUACAAUUUCCUGCUUACUUUUCAUUCUCAUGACUGAGCUAUGAUUAGGAGGUUGCGAUUGUAGAUUCUGGUUUGGGCCAGAAUUUUGAAUCAGCAUUAAUUGAAUUACUAGAUGACUGACAUUCAUUCCAUUUAAUUGGGGGAACAAAAGACCUCAGGUAAGGAUGAGGAACUCUGAAAUCCUCAGGAAAAGGAAAAGAGCCUUGUUAAUUUUUAUGGUCUGUGAUCUGUAGCUGUGAUAAGGGACUGAGGAAUAAAUUUGCUCUUUGUCAUGGCAACCAGCUUCUGAAAAGCCAGCUGAAAAUUGCCUAUCCUUAGGUGGUUACUGCUGCUGGGUAAGAUUUGUCUUAAUGGCACCAUUUCCUCGCCAUCAGAAAAAAAAAAAAAAAAGUACCACAGUAUUCCUAGCAUGGGGGGCUGUGUUUGUAAAAGAAAUAAUGGCAAUAAAUAUCUCAUAGAGGCAUAUGGAAAAACAACUUUCAGAGAGAUUCAGCCCUGUUCUGUUUUAGAGUGUUUAUUCCUCUCUACUUGAUUUCCAAAGUACAACAUUUUCCGAUGCUUUAGAAAUCAAACAAACCAGCGACAUUGUUCAGAUGUCAAGCCGUGCCCAAUUUUCCACAAGAUUCAAGAAUCUUGUAUAAAAUUCAGCCAACGUACACAUAGCUGUAAUGAGGAGCCUGUCAUGUUUCCCCAUAAAUUUAUUGCCUGAGAACUUAGGUCAGCCUUUUGCUAACGCCAGAACUCCCUGGCGUUUUAUUUUCUUUACAGCGUAGAUUUUUAAAAAUGCAAAGUUUUCCACACUCAACUUUCCCCUAGCGUGGACAAGAUUUUCAGCCAUUUUUUGACACAUAUACAUUUUUAAGGGGGAAAAAAAAAAGUGUUCUCUGUAACAAAGCUCUGGCUACGCUGUUUUAAAGUUGACGAGUCAGGGGUUUAGAUUUCCUCACUUGUUCUAUUUGGAGAGUAAAUGGUGGGCCCCUUUCUUCCUGUUCUGCAUCCUCAUCGCCAGACAACACCCGAGUGUCAGAAACUACUGUAUGUGCGGAAGCAGGUUAGCCAGACCUGUUGGCAUCGCUGUGUGUUCAGCCGGGCGACCUGGCAGGACAGGUGUGUUUAUGUGCCUUCCCCAGGGUGCUCUGCCCUGUUGGGAAGGAUUUUUAACAACUACUCUGCAAAGUUCCAUCCCAAUUCUGCACUUUGGAUGUUCAGUGUCACUCUCAAGACAGUUUUUACAUGCUCAAGGCACUGCCUUGAAUGUUCUACUAGACUUGUUGCUUCAGCAGAUUAACUGACGUGUAUUAUUAAAGGGCCCGGUGACACUUUGUUCAAUUGUGAGUAGUAGCGAUUGAAGUCCGUCGUUGUUGUUUGCUAUUAAUAACAAUGCUGAGCUCUGCCGACUUCUCUCUUCCUCUCUGUUGAGAUGAUUUGGGGGAGCCACGUGAGACGGGGGUGAUUUGAAAGAGUACCUCUUUUGGCUGCAUCUCCCAAGAAGGCUUAUAUUCUUUGUAUAAGUAAACCAGGAAGUCAUUUUGGUGAGGGCCAAGGACCUCAGCUCUGUAGUCAGAGGCCUGGGUUUCUCUUCACGCUCAGGCAGAGACUAAUUGCCAUCUUAGACACAUGGCAGCAGGACUUUCUUGACAGUGUUUCAGGGGGUGAUGAGCUGUCCUUGCCUUGUGACGCCCCAGAUGGAAGGUGAUUUAUCGAUGGACAGCUACAGCUCCCACCUGAGCAGCGGCGAUGGCCAAACUCUAAAUAAUACAUUCAGUGCUGUCAAGGGGUAUGUAUUUAAGAAGGAAAGGAGGGAAGGAAGGGGAGAGGCCAGGAAACAAGAAAAAGGGAGCGAGGGAAAAGCUACAUUACUCGUUGGAAAACAAAAGGAACAUCUUGGGCUAUAAUGAUGUCCACUUUAAUCUACUGAAAGGUAAAAAAUGAUUCAAGUGGCCUGAAAGUCAUUUUAUUUUUUUUACCUUGACUAGAAAACCAGAACCAGCACAAUCAUAGGACUUGGUGUAAAACACAAUUAAAAGAGAACAAAUCAUGUUCGUUAGUGGCUGAGGGAUUUUUCCUGUGGUGCUAUCCAGAUUAUACAAAGCUUCUUAAGACUUUAGGCCACUCACCAAGAACACAGCACAAAACAAAAACCUUCUUCCCUCUAAUCCCCUUGUGGAAUAUAAGUGAAAUCAGAGUCCUAGACUAGGAAGAAAUAUGUAGGUAAUUUUUCUUGUGUUGGUUUUGGUUUCUGUUAUGUAAUACAUUGGUUAUGUUGUUUUUUUUAAUGUUAUCUGACUUUUUUUUAAGAGGAAUAAUUAACUCCUGUCCACCUGGAUUUAAUUCCACAACUGCCUUCUUGCUUUACUCUGAAGAUAAUCAAGAACCCUUCUUUCUCCAGUUUCAAAAUGUUCUCAGUGUCUUUAAUGUACGUUCAUUUUUUUCACAGUUCUGUCAAAGGUGUAACUCCCGUAAUACUUUUCUUAAGAAACAUAAGAAAUGUGGAUUCUAAUUCAUCAGUGUAAUUCUGAGAGCAUGAUGACAUGCUUGUGUGCAGUUCAGUUAAUUUUUUGAUUAACAAAUAUAUUUCCCUAUAAAAAACAGUAAAGAAGACGCUGUGCUGAAGUGUUCGGUAUACAUUUGAGUAGUAAUACUUCCCCACAAUUGUAGUAAUUAUUGAAGCUGUCUAUUGUGGUAUCCUCAAAUUGGUACACAGGUCAAGUGUAGCAUAAAAUGUGUUAACGGUGGAAAUCUGUCCGCCUUGCAUUCUGACAGAACGGGUUUCUGUGCACGAUUUUUUGUGUGUUUGCAAAACUGUAUUUGUCACCCCGCGACCCCCGGGUGAUCUCUCACUCUCCAAUGCUGACCCCCUUCGUUCUGAGGGCAGAAGCAGAUUCUCUUGUCUGGUGUGACAUCCUGAAGGCCCUGGAUACAAUGUGGGGCACACAGAGAUCAUGGAUGGACUACGUUGUUUAAAUUAUUUGAAAUUAUUUUGACUGUAAGCCCCUAGAGGGUGAAAAUCAACGAUAGGACCAUGGCCCUUAAUAGGGUGUGUGACUCAAUGAAUUGAACCUGGCAAAACUGAAGUCUGGGAUGUAAUGCUGGUUGUGGAGGCCACUCAACACUGCCCUGCCAUCCUGGAGAUCCGGAAAGCUCCGUAUCUUUUCUCCCCUUGACUACAUCCUGUUUUUGUAAGAGAGGCAUUCACCACCGAGGUUUUAAAUUCCCCCUGCAGGAGGCUCCCAAUGAGCUGUUAGGGGCGCUCUGGUGGCCCAGGCUGUCUCAGUCUGCCAGGCCUGUUUUUAGGGUUCCUUCAGGCUCAAGGUGGCCUUCAGAAUUUAUCAAAUACAGACUGCACACCAUCCCCAUCUGAGAGUGGGUUAUUUUUCCUCUUUUGUUUCAAAUCUUGAUGAUUUCCAGAUCAUAGACGUUUAUGGAGAGCUGACUGUGCAUUAGGCAGUGUUCCUAGAUUCUUUGUUAUAUGUUUUGACUCAUUUAAGUCUCACCACAGUCCUGCGAGGUAAGCACCCCCAUUCUCAGGUGGGGAGCCUGAGGGUCGAGUGGAGAUGAACAAACUGGCCCUGAGUCACCGAGCUAGAAAGUGGAGAAGACAGGAUCCAGCUUUAGAACCGCGGCUGCAGAGCAAGUUCAUUCAGCCACCCUGCUCCGCGCGUCCCACCCUGGAAAGGCACAGCCAUGCUGUCUCUCCCUUGGCAUGCCGCCAGGUUACCCGCGGAAACAGAACUUUCCCUUGGCUGUCAGCUUCCCUCCUCGUCACCUGAGAUUCCACCGAGAGCUUUCCUCUGCCUGAACGAAAGGUGAUGGAAAUUCAGGGACUGAAACAUCUGCCCCUGACACUAUAUGUAUUUCCACAUUUCCACUGUCUGUGUCUGGGGGCCUGUCUUGAAGACAGGUGUUCCAAGGUUUCUGAGGUUUAUUUUGUUUCUUAGUGAUACCUACUGAGGUAUCACUUCAGGAAUGAGAGCUACAAACGUUCCAUUAGACUGUAGGAAAAAAGUAAGCUGUUUUCCUGAGAGGUUGAAUUAUUCAUUCAAUAAACCGUAUUGAUAUGA